AUGUCCAGCGCUCAAGUGGUAGAGGAUCUUCUUCUACAAAACAUUAGCUGUAAUUCUGGAGAAUCUGAUGUUGUACAGUACAUCAAGUUUGGCUUGCAGUUGGCGUAUGUUCUCCCACUCGGGAUUUUGUAUCUUUCGUUUUUGAUAAAAAUUGUGAAAAGAAGAAAAGAUCGAGAGUUGUUUGAAGACUCAUUUUUUACCUUGCAACUGGCAGAUGGGAUAAUUACUAUAUACUUCCUUGUAUCAGACACCAGUUUCUUCCGACUGAACUCUUACGUUCGACCAGUUUGUGAAUUUCUUGUACCUCUCCUGAAAGAUCCUUCUUAUAUACUGACCCCAUUUUACACAUCCUACAUGUAUGCUCAACUUGCAAAAAUGUUGUCAACUUUGGCGAUGAGCGUUAAUAGAUAUACUUCAGUUAAUCAUCCGGUUCAUCAUAAAACGAUAUGGAUGCAAUAUUGCACAAAAACCGUCAUUGCAAUUUUCAUAAUCCCCUUGUUAGGAGUAUGGCCAGUUGCCAUAGGCUACACAAAUUUUUUACCAUUCAAUGGAAAUGCCGUAAUCAAUUAUGAACACCGAAUUCCAUGGGCACGUACUACAUACGGGCGACUUAUAGUUUCAGUUCCAACUCUCAUGUUCACCAUCUACUCAAGUAUAGUGACAUCUAGCAAGCUAAGGAAACUAGGUGGACACAUGAAAAAAGUUGAGUUCUCAAUGUCUAUUGCAACAAUUUUCACAUCUUGCGGAUUUAUAUUAGUUGUUGCACUUCAAAUUUGUUAUCUUCUGAUAGACAGCGCCAGUUUAUUAGACAAAAUGUGGGUGACAAAGUUGAUUAUGGCUGCAACUCAAUUGGGUAAUGAUUUCUAUAUGCUAAGUGGACCAGUUGUGCUACUUAUACUGGAUAAAAGGAUGAGAUCAUCGUUGUGCUGUUGCUCGAAAAAAACCAAAAGCUCCACUCGGACCACAAAAGUUUCAGUUCAACCUAUAACUAUGGUCCAUUCACACCAUCCUUGA
Molecule: messenger RNA, 1014 nt
Organism: Caenorhabditis elegans
Lineage: Eukaryota; Metazoa; Nematoda; Chromadorea; Rhabditida; Rhabditidae
Gene: srg-29
Product: Serpentine receptor class gamma
Exons: 4
Coding region: 1-1014 (337 amino acids)
Biological process (GO): sensory perception of chemical stimulus
Cellular component (GO): membrane
Molecular function (GO): transmembrane signaling receptor activity
Source: RefSeq, marked reviewed